Molecule: messenger RNA, 591 nt
Organism: Parnassius apollo (apollo)
Lineage: Eukaryota; Metazoa; Arthropoda; Insecta; Lepidoptera; Papilionidae
Source: the annotation of a GenBank genome assembly
AUGGGAGCAGUUAAUCUAUUGCUUAGAUAUGCUCCUUCGAGAACUAAAGUCAUUGUAAAGGUUGUGAAAAAUAUACCGAUUGCUGCGGGUUUGGGCAGUGGUUUCUCAGAUGCUGGAGCUGUGGUACGCAUACUAGGUAAGCUGUGGAAGGUUGAUAGGACGAUUUUAAAUGAAAUAGCUUUAAGCGUUGGUGCUGAUGUUCCUGCAAGUGUAGAUAGCAAGCCAGUUUUUGUUAGAGGUAUUGGUGAAGAGUUGUGUCCCAUAAAAAAAUUCUCUCUACCUACAAAUAUAGUACUGGUGAAGCCGAAAAAAAAGUUUUUGAGCACACUAGAGGUAUUUUCCAAAUAUGAAGGAGAAUUUUCUGAGCUAAUUAAAUGGAGCGAUGACGCCGAAAAGGAUUUGUUGAAGCUUCUUAAGGAGAAGACAAACGAUCUUCAAGAGAUAGCAGUAAGUCUUGUACCUGAAAUUCAGGAUGUGAUAUCAACACUUGAGUUACAAGAAGGCUCUAUACUUUCUCGCACGUCAGGCAGUGGUGUAUCAUGCUUUGGAAUAUUCGAUAGUGAGGAAAAUGCAAAAGCUGCUGCAGAAUAG